Messenger RNA from Oncorhynchus nerka (sockeye salmon), 1582 nucleotides. RefSeq names its product homeobox protein Hox-A2a-like. Gene Ontology annotation, biological process: regulation of transcription by RNA polymerase II. Gene Ontology annotation, molecular function: RNA polymerase II cis-regulatory region sequence-specific DNA binding; DNA-binding transcription factor activity, RNA polymerase II-specific. The record is from RefSeq and is a predicted model, not a curated record. Gene Ontology annotation, cellular component: nucleus. Bases 118 to 1245 code for a protein of 375 amino acids. Lineage: Eukaryota; Metazoa; Chordata; Actinopteri; Salmoniformes; Salmonidae. The transcript is spliced from 2 exons.
GCAGCUCGUUCACCAUACGGCAGUAAUCAGUGAAUUUGAAAAAGUCUAUCUUUCUCAUUGAGCCGCGACAAAUAAAAAUACACGCAGCAAACUUUCCCCGGCUCGCAGUGACCGGAGAUGAAUUACGAAUUCGAGCGAGAGAGCGGUUUUAUCAAUAGUCAGCCGUCGCUUGCUGAGUGCCUGACAUCUUUCCCCCCUGUCGGUGAUUCAUUUCAAAGUUCAUCAAUCAAGAGUUCGACGCUUUCACGCUCGACACUGAUUCCUCCUCCUUUUGAGCAGACCAUUCCCAGCCUCAACCCGGGAAGCCACCCGAGGCACAGCCGGCCCAGACUCAGUCCGGAUGGAUGCUGCCCGCUGCCCACCGCCUCCCUACCCCCGGAAUACCCCUGGAUGCGAGAGAAGAAAGCCUCCAAGAAGAAUCACCUGCCGACUUCCACGGCGACAGCCAUAACGACUGGACCUGUAUGCUUCUCCCCGAAAGGCUCCCCUGAGAUUCUAGAAAGUGGAGGAGGAGGGGGAGGGGGCUCCCGGCGGUUGAGGACUGCAUACACCAACACACAGCUCCUGGAACUGGAGAAGGAGUUCCACUUCAACAAGUAUCUGUGCCGACCGAGAAGGGUGGAGAUAGCCGCCCUGCUGGACCUCACCGAGCGGCAGGUCAAAGUGUGGUUCCAGAACCGCCGGAUGAAGCACAAGAGGCAGACCCAAUGCAAGGAGAACCACAAUGGCGAAGGGAAAGGACUGAGCGCCGGGGACGGAAUCCAGAGCAACGACGAGGAGGAUGAUGGCUCGCUGUUUGAGCAGAGCCUCAAUACAGUGACCGGGGCCCUUAUGGAAAGAGAGGCCUGCUCCUUUCAGCAUAACUCGCUGGGCUCUUCCCAGCAGCUCCAGAAUGUUGGUCCGCACAAUGGCGAGGCCCAAAGUUAUACAGUUUCGCCACUGAGUAGCAAUGACAAAAAUCUGAAACAUUUUCUCAACCCGUCACCCACUGUUCCAGGCUGCGUGCCAACAAUAGGCUCUGCAACUGGCCCGGACAAUGGCGGCAGUCCCGCGGCCCUGGACGUCUCAAUACACGACUUCCAAGUAUUCUCCUCGGAUUCUUGCCUUCACCUCUCCGAUGCCGCUUCGCCCAGUUUGUCAGAAUCCCUGGACAGCCCCGUGGACAAUCUGGACAUAUCUACGGACAGCUUCUACUUUUUCUCGGAGUCACUAACUACAAUCGACUUGCAACAUCUGAGCUAUUGAAAUCAAUCACAAAUAGAACAAGACUUUCAAACCGGAACAUUUAAAGAAUCCAAACUCUGGUUUAACUAUGAAUUUAAUUUUGGUGGUUGUUUUACGCCUAUAUGAUAGGCACAUUUUAUUUUUAUUUAUUAAUUGAUUAGUCGAUUAAUUCAAGGUAAGAGUCUGGACAAAUAUACAGUUGUGGCUUGUAAUUAAAAUAACAAAUUGAUUUCUCAAGAUGCAAUUUGUGUAAAGGUGCACAAUAAUAUGAAUUCUGGUCAUUUUAUUUUUGUAUAGCUUACAAUUCCAUUACUAUUUUUGUUAGAAAUAAAUCUGACUUACCAUAAGGAAAUUGCAA